GCUGUCUAGCUAAUAUAGACAAAAUAAAUAUUACUCUGAUAUGGACAGAAAAAUGCUCACUUAAUGAGAAUCAAUUUGAGUUUGGACAAAAUUUGUUUGAUUACUCCAAAUCUGCCAAUGUUACAACAUGGCAUCAGGUGGUACUUCAUGGCAGUAUUAUAACAAUUCAUCAUCAAAAUAUCCACACAUGCCACCACCGAAUUCACAAGCUGCCUUUGGGGCGGCGGGAGGAGAUAUGCAAGACAUGCAUUUGAAGAUGUCAAAAAAGAUUGCACAGCUUACCAAGGUGAUAUAUGCAUUGAAUACAAAAAAUGAUGAACAUGAAUCUGCACUGCUUGCAAUGAAAGAAGCACAUGAAGAAGAAACUCAACAAUUACUUUCUGAAACAGCUGCUAAAAUUCAACAUUAUAGACUAAAGAUCGGGAAUGAAUUAGACUUACGAAAAAAAAUACAUAAUCUGGAAGAAAUCAUCAAUGCAUCUGAAAAAGAAAAACGCCAAGCUAUGAUUGAGUUUGAAUCUUUCAAGAGACUUGUGGAAGAGAGAGAAAUGAGAAUUGAAUCCGAUCAUACGUUAAAGGUAAUGGGCCUCACAAAAGAUCUUGGCGACUGUAAAUCAGAAUUUGAACAACGAUUACGAGACUUUCAUGAUUUAAAGACAACCCUACGAAAUGAGGGUGGUCAUGAGAUGGAAAAAAUGAGCAAUGAACAUCGAAAGGAACUUGAAAGACUUCAUGCAAUCAUAGAUUCUAAGGAUACUAAAUUCAAUAAUGAAAAACGGGAUUUAAUAGAUUCACAUACAAAACAGAUUCAUGCAUUGGAACGGGAGAAUACUAAUUUGAAACAGGAAUUUAAAAAAUCAGAAGAUGAAUACGAAAGUAAAAUGAAUAAAGCAAAAGCAUUUUAUGAGAGAGAACUUGCUGCUUUGAGGUCUCAAGCAUCAGCAACAGAUGAGGAGGCAAUUAAAAGGUGGCAGGAACGUGAAUCUGAAAUUCGUCAAGAGGCUUCAAAGUUGGAAUAUAGUCUCAAGAAAAAAUUAGCUGGACUUCAAGAUGAAUUACAGAUGCAAACUCAUGAAACAGAAGACCUCAGGAAAAAAUUAGAAGAUGCAACAACGCAGAUCACCAAUAUCACUGAUCAAAACUCAGAUCUACAAACUGGUAUCACAAGAGUGCAAAAGGAAUAUUCAAAUUCAUGUGAUAAAGUCCAAUAUCUACUAGAAGAAUUAAACACAUUGCAAUCGAGAUUACAAAAUCAAGAAGCUGAUAUUUUAAAGAAAUCAAGUCAGAUUGGAACAUUAGAAGCUUCAAAAUUAACUCAAGAAGCAAAUAUUCAAGGUUUAGAAAAAGAAAUUAAAAUAUUGAAAUCUCAAAUUGAUUCACUCUCAUCUGAAAAAGAUUCAUUACAGAGUAAUACUUCAGAAAAGUCACAACAACUCAUGGAACAAUUACAAGUCAUGGGAAAGCGACUUGAAAGUGUCAUGGAAGAAAAAUCAAAUCUUCAAAAACAAUUUACAAAAAAUCUGGAACAAUUGAAACAAUCUCACAGUAACGAAAUGAAACAACUAACUGAACAAUAUGAUAAUGAAAGACAAGCAACUGAACGUAACAAUCAAUCACUCAUAGAAUCAUUGAAAACUGAGGCUCAAAAUUCAAUGGAUGCAAUGCUUCGAGAUAUGCAAGACAGAUUACGAAAAGAAACAACCCAACUUAAUGAAGAGAAAAACGAAGCCGUCAGUAAAGUUGAAUCUGAAAAGAAGGAGUUGUAUGGAAAAUUACAAACAACACAAAAUGAGUUGUCAAGAUUGGAGUCCCUAGUUCGUCAACAUGAAGAUGGACUUGGUGAUGCAAGUUCUCAUAUUAAAAAUUUAAAUUCAAGAAUAUCAGAAUUGCAAAGAGAGGUCGAAAUGUCUGAUGGAAGAUUACGAACAUCAGAAACAAGCAUGGCUGCUUUGAGGAAGGAACUUGAAUCCAAUAAGAUAUCAUUCGAACAAGAUAUGCAUUCGACUGAAAGGAAACAUCAAAAUGAAAUUGAAAGAUUCACAACACAAUUGAAUUCAAAAUGGCAAGAACAAAUGAGAUCUGAGUUGGGAGAUCUGCAGACACGUUUAAUCAAUCAACAUACACAAGAUAAACGAUCAUCACUAGAACAACUACAAUCACAAAAGGAACGGGAAAUCAAAGCCGCAAAGUUAGGUUGGCAAGAACAAAUUAAACACCUUACAACUAUGAUAUCAGAACUGAAAAGUGCAAUGGAGGAAUUACAAAAAGAUUCAGACAGAGCAUUAGCUGAAGAAAAAUCAAAAUUUGUACAAAAUGAAAGAGAAUUACGACAAGCUGCAAAUGAUGCUGCAACAGAAUAUUCAUCAAAGAUCGCAAACAUGGAAAAUGCUCACAGAUCGGAGAUGACAACUCUUGAACACAAGAAAGAAGAAGAAUUACGAUCGUUGGAAGGAAGAUUAUUAUCUCAAUAUAGGGAAGAACAACAAACACAAAUGCAAGCUCAUAGAUUAACUAUUGAAUCAAUAAAAGAAAAAUUAAAUCGAGAACAUGAAGAAGAAUUAAUAAGGAAAGAGCAAGAAGGAUUACAAGAUUUAGAGGAAAUGCGAUCUGAACUAACACAUCAACAUGCAUAUGCCAUGGAUGAUGCAAUGAGACAAUUUGAACAAAAGUUAAUGUCUGUGAGAGGGGAAUUAGAAAGAGCGCUGGAUGCAACAAGAAGACAAGAAUCUGAUUAUUCUAGAAAGAUCAGUGGAUUGGAAGAUGAUCUGAGUCAAAAAACAUCUCUUUUAAAUGACUUGCAACAAAGAGCAGAAAAACAAGGGGACGAAAUAAUAAGUCUAAAUAAAGAAGUUGAUUGUAAAGGUCAAGAAAUUCUUCGAAUACGAAGCGAAGCUAAUAUUGAACUUCGACGACGAGAAGAUGAUUUGUCAAGAAAGUUCCAACGAGAGCAAGACAAAAUGGAAGCCGAAAGUCUCAGACAGAAGCAAGCUUUAGUUGGGGAAUUCAACAGGGCGACAGAAAGCUUGAAAGACAAAAUAUCAUCUUUAAAUAUUGCAUUACAAGAAGCAGAAGAUAGAUUUUCUAGACGAGAAAGCCGACCUGAAGAUUUACGAACAAUAAAAGAAUUGAAACAACUUGUUCAUGAUAAAGAAGUUCAGAUGCAAAAAUUAAUUGAUGAUAAGAAAUAUUAUCAACUUGAACUUGUAAACAGAGAAACAAACUUUAAUAAAGUGUUCAGUACCUCACCUAAUGUCGGUGUUCUUAAUCCUUUAAACGUGCAACAAAAGAAAAAGGGAGAUAAACCUCCACCUGUUCCGAGUCGAUUUUCAUCACAAUAUGUUAGUGUUCCGAAUUUAAGUUCCAUCGAAUCAGCGUUAUCACCUCCGAAUAGACUUGGCCCGCUUCAAAACGGUUCUACGUCACCCAGUGCGAGUUCAACGAGCAGCACUUUUUCAAAAAACAUGCGGCCGACACCUCCUACACAACCAAAGAAGUUUAUUAGGUCGAGACAGGAGCAACUACCUCAGUCACAAAAAGUACCCUCUGCCGAGAAAAAGACAAGUCCAUUGGAAAUAGACGACGACUUUUUCCCUCCCAGUAAAACUUUAUCACAGUACAGACCCGAUGAUUUCGAAGGCAGUUUGCAAGAAUUUGACAAAGAAUGUGAAUUGAUCGAAACACGUUCUAGUCUUAGUAGUAGUUGUCAAAGCCUGAACAGUCUUGAAGAAUUCAAGUCGCCCGUAAGAAAAGCAACCCUGCAACGAUCUAAUACUUUACCGUUGAACACUUCACGAAACAUUCCUUAUCGACCAGCGAGCUGCAACGACGGGAGGUUGGACGACGAUGACUUAUUCCCCAACUUGGAUGACAUCAUAGAAAACGUCUGGAACAGGAAAGACGCCGUUACACGACUUCGAUCAAGUUUCUCUGCUUCUCUUCCUAGUCACUAUUCAAGAACUGCGUCUAAAAUACCUUCCUAUGCAACCUCUGUCAACUUCAAACUGUCAUAACUUUACAUGAGGAAAAUGUAUUCGAGAUAUAAAUUAUUGUUUGUUGAUUCCCUGCUUGUUUUGUAUAAAUAAUAAAAUGAAUGAUAUAUCAUUACGCAAAAACAUGAAAUUUUAUUGAAUUUAUUGACAUUAUUAAAUUUUACAAAAUAUAUACGUUUCCCUC
Molecule: messenger RNA, 4172 nt
Organism: Styela clava
Lineage: Eukaryota; Metazoa; Chordata; Ascidiacea; Stolidobranchia; Styelidae
Product: protein FAM184A-like
Source: RefSeq, a predicted model, not a curated record